Messenger RNA from Grammomys surdaster, 2660 nucleotides. RefSeq names its product leucine rich repeat containing 61 (gene Lrrc61). The transcript is spliced from 2 exons. Gene Ontology annotation, molecular function: protein binding. Gene Ontology annotation, cellular component: cytoplasm. The record is from RefSeq and is a predicted model, not a curated record. Bases 254 to 1033 code for a protein of 259 amino acids. Gene Ontology annotation, biological process: outer dynein arm assembly. Lineage: Eukaryota; Metazoa; Chordata; Mammalia; Rodentia; Muridae.
CAGAAGCACAGUUGCGUGCGUUUGUUUGGGGAUGCUGGAUUCUUCCGGAACCGCCAGCGAUUAGUGGCCACUCCCUCAGCUUCAGGAACUGCUCUGAGUGCAGUUACAGACAGAACACCUUAACCGGUAACAGUCCCGUGAGGGCCCAAGCAGAAUUGAGGGAGAGCAGCAAGCGGAUCCUCAGAGGCACCAGCGUCCCUGUGACUAACAGCACUGCCAGGGCCCUGCUGUGGCUGUGUGAACCUUCGGUAUCAUGGAGCCUCCUGGAGAGAAGCCAGGAGAGGCUGAGGCACUGAGUAUCACACCCCAGCUGCUGAAGUCCCACUCUGGAGAGUUUGCCCUGGAUUCCAUCCUGUUGCUGAAACUUCGGGGUUUAGGGGUAAUGGACCUGGGUUGUUUGGGGGAGUGCCUGAACCUUGAGUGGCUUGACCUAUCAGGCAAUGCACUUACCCACCUGGGCCCACUGGCAUCCCUGCGCCAGCUGGCUGUGCUCAACGUCUCCAAUAAUCGGCUGACAGGGCUGGAGCCACUAGCAGCUUGUGAGAACCUGCAGAGCCUCAAUGCCGCUGGUAACCUGCUGACCACUCCUGCCCAGCUGCAGUGUCUGGCUGGGCUGCAGGGCCUGGAGCACCUGAGGCUCCGGGACCCUUUGGCUCGGCUCAGCAACCCGCUAUGUGCAAAUCCCUCCUACUGGGCUGGGGUCCGAGAGCUGCUGCCUGGCCUCAAAGUCAUAGAUGGGGAACGUGUGAGUGGGCGGGGCAGUGAGUUAUACCAGUUAUGCCGAGACCUGGACAGUUCCUUGCGCUCCAGCUCCAGCCCAGGCCCCAGAGCCAUCGAGGCCCAGCCAUGGGUAGAGCCCGGCUAUUGGGAGUCCUGGCCCAUCCGGAGCAGCUCCAUUCUGGAGGAGGCCUGCCGGCAGUUUCAGGACUCACUGCAGGAAUGUCUUGACCUGGAUCGUCAGGCCGGUGAGAGCUUGGCCCAGGCCCAGCAGGCUCUCAGCCCUGCAGAAACCAGCUCUUCCUUUGUCUUCUGAAUGCAACUCAUAGCCAAGGUCGUCUGAUCUUAGACAUUCCUUCCCUGCCCCAUGCCCUUGCCUCUCUAUUUAUUUAUUUCUGGUCACCGAACCUGCAAACUAGGUUGUUCAUUCAUCACUCUCUUGAGAGCUUCCUACAUCUCUCCAAGGACACUUCCUGCCCUCCUACGCCCGCAGGAGAACGCUUUCUAGGUCACCUCUAGAAGGUAGAAGAGAUCCCCUCACUAUCUGGCAAAUACACUGCAGCCAGGCUCUGGGGGCUCCGGGCAUGGUGAGCCUGCGCUCCCUCAGAUGCCCCACCUAAGGCUUUGCGGGUAAGGCUACUUGCCACCUGCUAACUCUUAUUAAAUAGUCCCGUGCUCAUAUGUAUCGCCUGUUGUCUCUUCUUCAGCAAAUACACAGGCUUCUGUACCUCUGCUGUGGUCCUGUGGGAGGCUACUACACUUACCCUACCUGCUUCUUUCUGGUACUAAGCAGGAAGUGUGGAGACAGACAGACAGACAGACACACACACACACACACACACACACACACACACACAGUCUUUGAGCUUUCCUUAUAUUACAGGUCGAGCUGGGGGAAGAACAACACAAGGUCGGAAAGGAACAGACUCAGCAGUUUUAUUAGCCUGGAGUUGGAAAGUCUUUGGGAGGCGACAUGCUUCUGCUGGGUACUGCCACAGCUGUACGGGGAGUAAGAUGAAGUCCUAGAGAAGAAGGGAAAGCCAGGUUGGGUGUGCAGGAGGUUGUUUUGGCCUGAUCCUAGCUUUUUUUCACGUCUCACAUGUCCCUUGUCUUCCUCCCUCAGCCCAAUUUCCAUGCGAGGGCUGGCUCUCCCCAUUAACCACUUACCUGUCCAGGGCUUAUUUGGGUCUCAGGGCCCUGGAGAAGGCAAACUGUCCAGGGAAGAAGUAGCUGCGGGGGUCCUCUCCAGACUGUGCUAUCUUAGUGCACUGCGACUCCUGAGGCUCCUGCUAGAACCAGUGUUUGUUGCAGCAGUGCCUAGGAAGUCCGGAGGUACCGCCACAACCCCCAGGGGAAUGUCCCAGCUGCCCCCUACCCAACUCUUCUUUCCAGGUUUCCUGUACUUCUUCCACACACCCAGAUUUGAUCUGUCCCUCCAGGCCUCUCCCCAACCUCUCUUCCUUCUUACCUGAGGCCCUUGCUUCAGUAUUGGGCAGUGGACCAUCCGGCCUAGAACUUUACCCUUGGGGUCCAGUUUGACGCAGGCCAGGCAUUUCCGCUUUCUCUGGGGAAGAGAACAGGAGUGUCAGGAUGGAGACUAGCCCUUCUGGCACUAGAGAGGAGGGCUGUAGUGAUUUGAAUAAGAAUGUCCCCCAUAGGCUCAGAUAUUUGAAUACUUGGUCUCCAAUUGGUGGUGCGGUGUGGGGAGGUUUGGAAGGUUUGACCUUGUUGGAGGAAGGACAUCACUGGGGCAGGCUUUAAGAUUUUAAAACCUUGGACCACUCCCAAUUCACUGUGCUUCCUGUUUACACGGAAGGCGGUGAGCUCUCAGCUUCCUGCUCUGGCAGCCAUGCCUGCUGGCAUCCCCAUCUCCCUGCCUCCCACCAUGAUGGACUUUUAUUCCUCUGGAGCCCUAAGCCAAAAUAAACCUUUCCUAUUAUUAA